Messenger RNA from Camelina sativa (false flax), 892 nucleotides. Its product is annotated as guanine nucleotide-binding protein subunit gamma 2. Gene Ontology annotation, biological process: G protein-coupled receptor signaling pathway. Lineage: Eukaryota; Viridiplantae; Streptophyta; Magnoliopsida; Brassicales; Brassicaceae. The record is from RefSeq and is a predicted model, not a curated record.
CAAAAAUCGCAACUUUUUAUUUCUUUUUCGACCCUUUCGAUCAUCGGAAAAGCUCUUUUUUUUUUUUCUCAAGUCUUCCCCAACUCAUAACUUGAAUUUUCUAUAUUCUCUUUCUCAGAAAAUUACAACAGUUCUCUCUUUUUUUUUUUCUUCUUUUUGUUGAAUUAUCGAGAUCUGUUUGAUUCUGAGUCUCCCUAGUAAUCUGUGUCCAACCAGUUUUUUUAUAAAAAUGAGGUUUUGUGAAGGUUUAUUAUGAGUUUCCCAUAUCUUAAUGGCGGCGGUCUUUGGGUCUCGACUCUUGAGUAAAAUUGGUGUUUCUUCUCUGUUGUUCUUAAAGUUUUGAUCUUUUUUAUUUUUUUUUAUUUUUUUAUUUUGGGGGUUUUGAAAAUCGAGAGAUAUUUUGAUGGAAGUGGGUAGCUCCAAUUCAUCGGGUCAGCAGCUUUCAGGGCGGGUCGUUGAUACAAGAGGCAAACACAGGAUUCAAGCUGAACUCAAAAGGCUUGAACAAGAAUCUAGAUUCUUAGAGGAAGAGCUGGAGCUGCUUGAGAGGAUGGACAAUGCAUCAGCGUCCUGCAAAGAGUUCUUAGACAGUGUUGACAGCAAACCUGAUCCUCUUCUUCCUGAAACAACAGGUCCGGUGAAUGAGACAUGGGAUCAAUGGUUCGAAGGCCCUAAAGAAACAAAACGAUGUGGCUGCUCCAUUCUUUGAUCUUCCUUUUCCUCUCUUAAUUUUUUUUUAUCUCUACUUCUUCUAGAAGAGUGAGUUUGUGUUUUUACAUUCCGCGGCAGUGAAAUUGAUGUAAUUGGCAAAAAAAAAUAUGAUUCAUUUGUGCAGAUAAAAAUCUAUUGAUAUUGACGUCUCUUAAUUUAAAGAAAAAACAUCUGGGACACA